GACCACUCAGCACGUACAAACGUCCAUAACCCAAGCAAUCAUCCUCCACGUGCGCGGUCAUGAGCGGCGAGCCGGCAGAGGCGACUCCGGCAGUGGUGGUGGUGGGUUCGCGGUUCUGCGCGCCGGCCGCCACGGCGUUCGCGGUGACCAAGACGAUCAGCGUGACGGGGCGUGACUUCACCGUCACGGACGCCCACGGCGCGGCGGUGAUGCAGGUGGAGGCGGCCGUCUUCAGCUUCCUCCAGCACCGCUCCCUCCUCCUCGACGCGGCGUCGCGCCGCCCCGUGCUCACCCUGCAGGACUCCACCUACCUCGCGAGCACGAGGUGGGAGGCGUACAGGGGGGACAGCACCAGCCGGAGGAAUCUGCUCUUCGUCGCGGUGAAGACCGCGCCCGUGCAGCUCGCCAGGACCAAGGUGCGCGUGUUCCUCGCCGGCAACGGCUCUGGCGAGCGGGUCCCGGACUUCGUCAUCGGCGUGUGCAUGGUCUCUGCUGGAGGCGGCGGCGGCGACGACUCCGAUGGCAACAUCGUCGCGCGGAUCAGCCGCCAGAACACGGCCGGCGGCGCGUUCCUCGGGAGGCACACGUAUACCGCGAGGAUCAACCCCGGCGUCGACCAGGCGUUCAUCCUCGCGCUCACCGUGAUUCUCGACCAGAUGCAUCACUAGCACUGGAACUAGCCAUUGAUCAAUCGCCGCAGCUUCGUUUGUAAAACAUUUGUCGAGAUAACAUCAUUUUCGUUGUGGAAAAUCACUAGCACUCGACCAGGUGUUUUUUUUUCUUCAUUUGCAAGCAAAGGACAUAUCCUUGGGUUGU
Molecule: messenger RNA, 816 nt
Organism: Triticum aestivum (bread wheat)
Lineage: Eukaryota; Viridiplantae; Streptophyta; Magnoliopsida; Poales; Poaceae
Product: protein LURP-one-related 15
Exons: 1
Coding region: 60-668 (202 amino acids)
Source: RefSeq, a predicted model, not a curated record